AUGGCGUUUCAUCCAUAUCGUAGGGAGUCCCGUACCGGUUGGGGCCGAGGGAACCAGGCAGGCCAGGCCGGGCGUGGUCAAGGGAAUGCGGGGAGAGGCGGUGGUCAUAAUAGCAUGUAUCUCAUCGGGGGAGAUCCGCCGACCAAAGCACGACAAUACUACAAGUUCGUCCGACAGAACCGGGGCCAAUUGGUGGAGGAUGAGUCACCAACACAACCGAAUCCAAGCGAUUCAUCGGCCAACGAGAUCAACGCUCAUGACCCAGACCCAUUCCAUUGGUUCAUUGCGCCUCCAGGUUACGUUGCCGCUGUCCAAAACGAGGACCUGAUCCCUGAUGAGGACGACCUAAUGAUGGACGCACCGGCAGAGGGUCCUGGUCGAGAUAAUUACUAUUAUGACCCAGAAGACCGUAACACGACGCCACCGCCGCCAUACGACAGGACGGUGACGGGAGGUGAGACAAACAUGUGGACUGACAUCAAAAACUGGAUCAUGAAUAUUGCCGGAACUCCUGCCGCUCAUACCGAGAUUCCGGCCCCUUAUGCCGUCUGCAGCGCGUGUCAACUAGUCGAAAUCGACAUCAAGGGAAUUCCAAAGUCUCACAACCCAAACUAUAGCGUGGGUCUUGGGAUCGUUUUGAUCUGUGGCCAUAUUCUCUGCGCCCGCUGCUACAACGUGUGGUGCAGGGACAAGUACAACACCACUCACGGUUUCAACUGCCCCAUGUGCCGAGCAAAGCUGCAGUGCGAUUCCAGGGCCUGCAAGGACAUCUUCUACCCCUACAUCAUACCGCCGGCCCGCCAUGAGAAGCCCCCAGGCAACGGCUGGAAGGAGUUUCUGGAUUAUGUGCCGUUGACUCUGGGCGAGGGCGGCGUGAGGCCCACGCAGUGUCACAUCUGUCGAGCGACUCGCCUUGUUGUGCUGGGACGCAUCGCCAAACGAUUAUUCAACGAAAACUGCCGGAGGACCCUGACCGACCCCAGAGCCCAGUACAUGGGCGUGCCAUAUUCCGACGCGGAGAUGGCCUGGUUUCUAGAGACCACCUACGAACCCACCGAAAACAUGCUCAAGAAGCUCAAAACGCAGUUGAUUCAGGAGCAUCCCGGCUGGGGAGGACCGGUGCACCCCACAAUGCACAUCGUCUGGAAUGUGAACCCAGUGCAGGACAACUAUCUGGUUCACAAGCGGAAGGUCAAGCUUGCGUAUCGUGCCAUGGCUCAGGAGGACGGUGCUCUUGAGGAUGGUAGGCGUAUUGAAAAUUUGGGAGAGUUGGAGGAAGGGGAGCGUGUCAAACCACCGGCACGGGUGACACGAGUUCCUGUGGCAUUAAGGACUAGUGACUUGGCAAACUUGUAG
Molecule: messenger RNA, 1356 nt
Organism: Podospora pseudopauciseta
Lineage: Eukaryota; Fungi; Ascomycota; Sordariomycetes; Sordariales; Podosporaceae
Exons: 1
Coding region: 1-1356 (451 amino acids)
Source: RefSeq, a predicted model, not a curated record